UACUAUCAUCCUGAGGCCAAGAGCUUUUCACACACCCUUGGUUUCAGUUCCAGAUCCAUGGUACACACACCCAGUCGCGUCAUGGCUAUGCCCACCGCCCCCCUGCGCUCCUCGGGGGUGUCGGCCCGCUCGGCAGUGUCGGCCCGCUCGGCGGUUGAGAGCGGCUCGCUGAGCCACCGGGGGGGCAGUGUGAUGCAGAGCAGCUUCCUGUCCUCUCACAGCAGGAACACUCGCUCCAAGUCCCUGUGCCAAGCAGACCUGGAAACCCUCCCCCUCUCUGUGCCCGCUCCCCCAGAGAACCCCUGCUACUCCAUCUCUAUACCCCUCCCCGGCACCCUCAGGCGCAGCCUCAGCGGGACCCUGGCCCAGGACAGGGGCCUCUUUCACCAGGAGGCGGAGCUACCCUCUCAGUACACCUAUAAAGGCCCCUCCCACCGCACCAUCAGCCGCAUCACCAACCGCCAGCAGCAGAGCCAGCAGCAGAGCGCCGCUUUCGGACAGGAGGGCUGGGGGGGGACCGGCAGGGGGGUCCCCACGGCAGGGGAUGGCUGGGGGACGCAGUGGCAGCAGCAUGUGUCCAGGGCCAACCAUGUCUCGGGGAACGGGCUGUACCUGGCCCCCAUCCGCCGGACCGCCUCCACCCACAGCGUGAGGAGUGUGGGGAGGGGAGUGGACAUCCUGGAUGGAGCGUCCAUACACAGCAACGACCCUCUGGAGGAUAUGCGGGGUAUGGACAUGCCUACAGCUGUCCGAUAUUUGUUGGAGUCAGAUGCUGGCCUGCAAGUUCUGGGAGCCGCGUACAUACAACACCAGUGUUACCAUAGCAACGAUGCCAAAAACCAGGUCCGUGCUCUGCAUGGCGUUCUGGCUCUGGUGGAGCUGUUCGGCAGUGACAAACAGGAAGUGCAGCGUUACGCCACGGGCGCCGUGAGGAACCUGAUCUACGAGAACGCGGACAACAAGGCGGCGCUGAUAGACGCUGGAGGAGUUCUGAGUCUGGUCAACAUGCUGAGCAAACCUGACGAGGAGCUGCAGAAGACCAUCACAGGCAUCCUGUGGAAUCUGUCCUCCAGAGACAACCUGAAGGAGAAGCUGUCCAAAGAGGCGUUAUCAGAGCUGACGGAGAAGGUUCUGGUCCCUCUGUGCAGCAGACUGCCUCUGAGCCCGUCUGAGAGAGACGUCUUCUACAACACCAGCGGCUGCCUCAGGAACUUGAGCUCAGUGAAUGAGAGGACGAGACAGAAGAUGAGAGAGAUGCAAGGCCUGGUGGACUCUCUGGUGUCUUACAUUCAACAGGAGGACAGGGCAGACGACAAGGGUUUGGAGAAUUCACUGUGUGUGAUGAGGAAUCUGUCCUACCAGCUGUACACGGAGCUGCCUCCGUCCGUCCGGCUGCGUCUGGAGGGCCCGUCCAGGGCCUCCGCCUCCAGGGAGAGUGAGGCCAUCGGCUGCUUCACUAUGUAUAACAAAAAAAACAACGAGCGUAACCAGAAUAUGUUCAUACUGUCUGAAGUGUCCCGACAACCUAAUGGCGCUGAGUGGCUUUGGCACCCUAACAUGGUGGCGUUGUACAAGCUUGUUCUGCAGAACAGCGACUGCAGCUCCACCAGCCGGGAGGCGGCCGUAGGAGCCCUGCAGAACAUCACUGCAGGAGAGGGCCGGGUACGAGCUCAACGUCAUACAAAUAUACAAUAUGCAUGUUUAUUCUGAAAUGACUGACUCAUU
Messenger RNA from Notothenia coriiceps (black rockcod), 1725 nucleotides. RefSeq names its product plakophilin-3-like. Gene Ontology annotation, biological process: cell-cell adhesion. Gene Ontology annotation, molecular function: protein binding. Lineage: Eukaryota; Metazoa; Chordata; Actinopteri; Perciformes; Nototheniidae. Bases 58 to 1710 code for a protein of 550 amino acids. The record is from RefSeq and is a predicted model, not a curated record. Gene Ontology annotation, cellular component: plasma membrane; cytoplasm; adherens junction. The transcript is spliced from 8 exons.